Messenger RNA from Aethina tumida (small hive beetle), 1345 nucleotides. RefSeq lists its product as uncharacterized. The transcript has 4 exons. Bases 466 to 843 code for a protein of 125 amino acids. Lineage: Eukaryota; Metazoa; Arthropoda; Insecta; Coleoptera; Nitidulidae. The record is from RefSeq and is a predicted model, not a curated record.
UUUAUGCACUUAAGUAAAAUGAACUUAUUUUAGAAUCAACAUAAUUAAUUAAUAUGGAUUUAAAAACGAUUUUGAAAUUAAUGAUCACCUUAAUUUAAUAUUUUCUAAUACAAAUUUGAUAUAUUAUAAUUUGUUGAAAUGUUGGCUUACUUGUUUACUCUGCAAUCUCUCAUAAAUAUACCAUUUAAAACUUUCCAUUUAUUUAACCCAACCGUAACAAUUUUCUUUGGCGCUUCCGAAAAAGUAAAAUUUUCCAAUACAAGGUAGGUAUCGCAUCGCAGAACGACCCAAGAACCGGCAAAGAACCCGAGAACCAUCGUGAAAGUGGUAGGAGUGCUGAAUGCACGGGUGGGCACGAACCUCGCUCUAUUCAUUGCACUUCCAGACCUGUUGCAGUUUCGUUCUUCAUUCAAUUUACUGUGCUUACUACGGUUAUCACUUUCAAAUAAGUGAAAUUUUACAGUAAUGGCUUUUCUUAAAGUAAUUAUCUUGUUCGUGAGUUUAGCUACAGUUGUUUUAUCUAAACCAGCCAGUAACGAACAACUAGACAACGCUUCCGUUAAUGACCCAUCAAUAAACGCAGUAGCAGUUAAAAAAAGUGACGAACUUACUAAAAAAGAUACGUCUGUUGAAAUUAGCGGUAUCACAACUGGAGUGGAACCAACUCCAUCAGAAACUCCGUCUCUGUUCAAGCCACAGAGAGCUGGAACAAUGUUUGCCAGAUUCAUUGACGACAUCUUUCAGAUUCCCAUAACUGUGCUUCAAUCAGUCGCCAAAUUGAUCACAAACCCAUUUACAACAUCCAAGAAAACAACUCCAGAAGCUACGAUCGAACAACAGUGAUUUUUAGAUAUCCUAUAACUCAAGAUUUAUUAAAUAUUUGUAUAUAUCUUAAUUAUAUUUUAUGUAAAUAUGCAUUCUCUCUUAACAUCGUUAGAGUUAGAUUAAAGCAAUAAUUUGCUAUGCAAAUGACUAUUUUAGGGAUAAAUUAAGUGAAAAUUUCUAAUUGAAACUUCACACCCAAUGAAUUAAUUUAAUAUGAGAGACAUCUAAAUUUGUUAAAUAAUUUCAUGUUUAAUAUUUUUGUUGUCAAUUUUAUAAAACAUACAUUUAAUAUUAUUUUAAUCACGUUGCAACAGUGUUCGAUUAUCAGGAUUGGUAAUAUUAAUCAGAAUAGUUACGUCAACAGGAUUAAAUGAAUGAGAAUUUUCAAUUCUAUUAAUGGAAACGGGAACAUACAAUGUAGUACUUUAUUUCUUGUUUAUUAGAUCAAUUUUAUAUAUAGUUUUUUAUUAAUUUAUUUAAAAGCCAUUUCAAAAAUAAAAUAUAUUUUUGCAGGUUUGUA